UAGGAGCUGAAUGUUACUGCAACUCUGGAAGCUAAGAAAACGAAACUUAAUUAAUUAUUUAUACAAAUUAUUUAUACUACUAUUAGAGAAGGCAUAACAGAAAGAGCCUAGCUAGCUAAUUACAUACUCCGUAUUUAUCCCAACAAUUAAUUACCUUAUUACUUAUUAGCCUUCAAAAAAACAAUUAAUUAGCUUAUAUAUUAGUAGCAUGGCCACAGAAAAGGCAGCCACAUUAUCCAAAAUGGCCGCGGGGAUCAUCUUGCUGCUCCUUGCGGUGCUUUGUACCGGCACCAUUGGUGAGGCGGCGAUCUCGGGAAGCCAAGAAUUGACGACGGUUGCUACCACCACUGUGAAGACACCGCCUGCGACGGCGGCAUCAACCGGCGGCGGCGGCGACGAAGGCCGUAGUGUGCUGAGCAGAAGAUGGCUGCAGGAGCAGGGUAGUGGCAGGUGUACCUUUAGAUGCAUGAUCACGUGUCAAUGUCUAAGCUGUGACUGCCCUGAGACACCCAUUGCUCCGUAACACAUUAUUGCAUAGUACUACGUAUAUGCGCAUUGAGGAGGGCUGCACAAUAAAGUGAUCAUAGUACUACGUAUAUGCCCUGAGACACCCCAAUAAAGUACCCCUAAUAAUAAUAAUGAGCCCGUUUGGUAGCACGAAAAUCGGCUGUUUUGACUGUUUCUGCUGAAAUUUAUGAAGUUCUGG
Messenger RNA from Cuscuta epithymum, 706 nucleotides. NCBI's taxonomy places the organism in Eukaryota, Viridiplantae, Streptophyta, Magnoliopsida, Solanales, Convolvulaceae. The record is from the annotation of a GenBank genome assembly.